Paramecium octaurelia is the source of this 4233-nucleotide messenger RNA. NCBI's taxonomy places the organism in Eukaryota, Ciliophora, Oligohymenophorea, Peniculida, Parameciidae. The record is from the annotation of a GenBank genome assembly.
AUGCUUCUAAUAUUAUUAAAUCUAAUAGCUCCUUAUAAUUGUGGCGAAUACAAUUUUGCCUUGUUAGUUGGGUAGCCUAAUACUAUACUUUUAUCAUAAUAUACUCCAAAAGAAAUUGAUGCUCCUUUUUAUUAGAUUUAAGAUUCUAAUUAGUACAAUUUAGAAAUAUAACAAUCAAUUCAUCCACUUUUUAAUAAUGUAUUCAAUUUUAGUAAUAUCUUAAUGAAUAAUAAUAGGUUAGAGAAUUGUGUGUGCUAGUAAUUAUGUAGCAUCAAAAUUUUUAUAUUCAAACUAUUUUUGGUUUUUAUCCGAUUAAUAGAUAUUAUAUGCAGGGGUUUUGGAUAGCUUUGGUAAUAUAACAACUGAAAUAAUUGAUGUAGAAUUACAAGGGUUGGGUAAAUUUAUUAUUUAAUUUCUGUGUAGUAUGUAUUUACGUAAAUUUAAUCACUUUGUCUGAAGGAAUUUUAACCUGUUUGGAUCAAUUACAGAUUAUAUUUGUGAAUGUCGAUUCAGCAAGUUUACAAUAAACAUUUUAUAACACGAGUUACUAUCUUCCCUAGGGGUAUUCCUAUCUAAAAUCUACUAUAAAUUAUGAGAAUGAAAAUGCUUAUUCUAUUAUGACUUCUUAUAUUACUAAUACGUAUGCUAGCGUAGUUAGAUUUAGAUAUCGCCCAAAUACUAUAGAAACUUAUAGUUCAUACAAUUGUUCUGGCUAGUAUUAUUAAGUUGAAGUCAUCAAUUUUUCUUUAUUUUUGUUGAAUUUAAACUCUGUUUAAUAUGUAGAUUUAAUAUAUUUUUAAAUAACAUCAACAAUUUAAAUAUAAAACUCAGGAAAUUAACAGACAUCUAUGGCAGUUAGUGAUGUUUCAAAUUAAACCCUAUAUCGGAUAGCAAUUUUAGAUAAUUUACAACUGUAGAUUUAUUAUUUUAAUUCUUAAAAAUUAACAUCCAAAAAAAUAGCAAUAAAUUUAUUAAUAAUUAACCCAUAUUAAAAUUUAAUUCAAUUUAGCAUCACUUUUAAUAGUAUUUACAUAAUAACAAAUAACUAUAUAAUGAAACUUUCUGGAGAAACUGAUAUCCAUCCAUAAGGUUAUAUGCCAUUGCAUUCUUGUAAUUAUGUGAUGAUAUCAUUUGAGAGGUAAAUCAUAGUAACUUAACAAGUAUUAAAUGGAUAAGUCAUAUUUUCAACAUUCCUCUUUAACCAACCCUAAAUAUAAAUAUCAAUCAAUUAAACUCUUAUGAUAGUAUAGAAUACAACGUAAUACUUGUUAAAAUUAUUAAUAACGCCACAAACUUUGUAAUAAAUAAAAAGCUAAAUUUCUUUUUGGAUUAUGCCCCAAAAUUUAACGAAUUCGAUAUGCCCUAUCGCAUUUUAACAUAAUAUGAGCAAUUUGUAUUUAAGUUUUCCUGAUCCAUAUAAUAUUCCUUUUACUGAAGUGUUUUUAGGUCCAAACCUUACUUAAUCAAUUACCUCAUAAAAUCCAUCAAUUCUAUAUGCUGAAACAACGAGCAAUUAUAUUAAAUUCUAAGUCAAAACUAAUACUAUUGUAUAUUUAGAACUAUGUUCCAUAUAUAAUAGUAGUGCUAUUUAUUGUUCUUAAUACAACAAUUUUACAAUAGAAAUUUCUUAUUGGAAUCCCCUAUUAUCAUAGUAAUAUAUGUAAUAUCCAGCAACUUAAUAAAUGAAGUCUUGUUCAUGUUUCAAGUCAAAGAGUAAUGUCAAUAUUUUAAUUGAAUUUAAUGAUACCAUAUUUGUACAGAAAUUCAACUAUUAAAUCUAACCAGAGGACUUUUGGCCCUUAACUAUGCCAGUUUAAAUACUGAGCAGUACUAUAUUAUAAGAUACUCUUUUUAUUAUUACUAUUGAUGGACACCUGACUGCUUAGUCUCUCAAAAUAUAUGGAGACCCCAUCGUAUUUACUAUAACUAAUUAUACAUUCAAUUAUAUAUACACUAAUGUAAGAAGUUAUCCGACCUUUUUAUUUAUUGAUAAUAAAGUUAAUUUGAUGAUUUUAUAGUAUAAUGGAGAUUAUUAUACUUAUGAAAUAUUAAAUACCAUAUAAUAUCCAAUUACAGAUUACAAUUAAAUCUCGAUAGGCAUAUUAAAAACUGGAAUUUAUAUGGCAAUUGUUGCAUAAAAUAACAAUUUUUUAUAUUUCUUUCCUAUAUAAAAUGUGUAUAUUACAAAUUCAGGAUAAAAUUAUUAUUUAGUAGAUUUGUUAGGGUACGAAUUUUAAACUGGAUAAAUAGUCAGUUCAUAUACUUCAAAUCACUUUUAUUUAAUCUUGGAAAACUAAGUUGGAAUAUAUUGUGCUUACUUUUCUGGUAGUGGCUCUCCAUUUAAUUCAUUUGUUUAUUCGAAUCUGUUAUUCUCUAAUUCUUAGAAAGAAAUAAUAUAAUACAUGAGUGUUAUUUAAAAGGAUGAAUAUCAUAUAGAAUUGGUCUAAGUAUAUACUAAUACAUCAGUGGCCAUAAAUGGUUCAGUAUUCUUUGGAGAAUUUCAAAUGAUACCUUAUUUUUUGGAAACAAAAUAUUCUUAUAUGACUAACGUUAGUUACUUGGCUUCGAAUUAAAACUGUUCGCUUUAAUUACAACAAAGAGUCUAUGUAACAUUCGAUAGAUAAUUUAUCACUCCAAAAUAAUUCAACUCAGAAAUCUAAGUAUUGAAAAUUCAAAAUGCCACAAAAUUAAAAAUAAAUCCAUCCAGCUUAUUUAAUGGGAAUAUUUAAAAUUAUUCAAAAUAUUGUAAAGAAUGCAAUUCCUUUAAUUUAACUUAACCUAUAAGUAAAUUAACUUCAUAAACAUUGAACUUUUCAAUUUCAGCAGCAGUCAAAUGUAAGGAUAAUAUCUUUCUUCAAAACAAUAUCAGCGUGUACUAGCUGAGUGAAUCAUCUGGAGCUUACAAAAUACUUUAUAAUUUUCCUUAUUAAAAUUCCUACUGUUAUACGAUAUUUAUAGAUAAGUUUACUUAGUUUCCAGUUUCUAUAUGUUUCAAUCAAACUACCUUUAUAUAUGCUUAUAAUCUUACUGGAAAUACGGAGAUUUAAUAUAAUUUUACAAAUUUUUCAAACUUAUAUAAAGCUAAUUAUAGAAAUGGUGUACUCUAAGUAAUCACUAUAAAUUAUAAACUAUAAAUUGAAAAAUAUUCUUAUUACUCAUUUUAUUUUUGGAUAUCAAACAACACUAUUUAUCUAGAAUAAAUUUUUAAUUCAAGUAAUCUGUGUACUAAUUCAUUUUUGGACUUUGUUUACCUCAGCAUGUCUUCAAAUUAUACAGCUCAACCUUGUUAAAUAUUUGGAUUUACAUCUUUAGAAAAAAAUGGUUUUUAUAAUCCUAUAUUUUACUUACUUAAUACUUGUAUUUCUUCUCAAACUAGUCAAUAAUUUGGUUUCUAAUCUAAUUAGUAUGCUGAAAAUUUCAACAUCUAUUUUACAAUAACAACUUGGAAUUUAUAUUAAACAUUACCCAUCUACUUCAAAUUUCUAUUCGACAUUCAAUAAUAUUAAAAUUCAAAAAAUAAAACCACCGAUAUCAUUGAAUAGCAGUUUAUAGUCCCAUUAAGUUAUAGUAUUGAAAUUUAUUCUAUCUUAUUUAAUAUCAAUUAUGGAAAUAUUAUUGGGUUUCAUAAAUAAGCAAGUUUAUUUCUAAGUUAUAACUCUAAUGUAAGUGGAUAUUUUACAUUUUAAGGAAUUAAUGGUAUGAUAAUUAAUGAAAACUAUGUCAAUUACACAACGUUAACCAUAAAUAUUUAUCCUAUUUCUUAAAAGUAAAUUAUGUAUUUUAUUUAAAUUUAGUUAUGAAUAAGAGCAACAACCAAUCCAAAUUAUUGCUUAAGAAUAUUAUACACUCUAAACUGUAGGUUCACUAGUUUAUUCAGUCGUAACAGAAAAUUAUUUAUUUAUAACUGAUAAUGAUUCCAAUUAGACAAUUGCAUAUCCUAUUUAAAGUUGGCUUGAAAUUGAUGUUGACAUUACAGGAUUAUAGUAAUCAUCAAUUUAUAUAACUGCUUAAAAUUAAUAAAGCUAAUCCUAAUAAUCAUAUUUUUUAUAGAAUGAAGCCUACUAAGCGAUUCCAGAAUAAAAAGAAAAAUAAAAUCUUGGCUUGAUAAUUGGACUUUCAACUUUUCUGUUAAUUGUCGUCACUCUAAUAACAUCAUUUAUUAUUAGAUAUUUUAGAUAUAAAUAAAGAACAAGAAGUACUUUAAAUUACUUUGAAUUGGAAAAAAAAUUAUGA